AUGGCGAACAUCAAGAUUUCUGCGGCUGAUAUGCUGGUCAUCAUGCCCCCGGGCAUCCUGGAAGAGGUGAAGGAUUUUUUUGACUCCUGUCAUGCUUCGGCGACUAUUGACCCAAAAGCAGCAGAAAAGUCCCACGAAUUUUUGGACGCCAUGUACGAUCACGAUGCCAACCAAACGCGACUCUAUAUGGGACAGAGGGAGCUCAGGUCCAUCAUAGCAGAAGCCAAGUCCUUUGAUGCGGAAAAAGUAGGCAUGGCUGCCGCGAUUACUUUCAUGUUCGACUCGCGGUCUAAGAAUCUCGAAGAGCUCGAGUUUUGCCUCUCCGUUCUUGAUGAACUACUCUCUGAUACAGACACAAUCAAAUCGCUUCUUCACACGCUUCAAGGCUUCGACAAUACACCCCCGACCUCUACAUUUGACCAGUAUAUUACUCGGCAGCGCAUUGUCUACACCGCCUUCAAGAAACUAUAUCUGAUGUGCAAGGCAUCCCUCAACUCGCAACAGAAAAGGUACAUCCCAGGAGAACAGUUCGGCAUGAUUCCCUUCGAGGACAUUAUGUACAGCUCAGACGGACAAGUUCUGAUCUGGAAUGACUCUCUGGAUGACUGGGAUUUGCCGGAUGAUGUUCAUCCAUGCCGCAAUAUGCCCGGGAGCAAUUGGGGGAAAUUUUUCUACGAAAUGACACCAGGGGAUUUCUUCACAAAAGAGAAGCGGCCGACCGUUGAGUGGGCUCACGCAAGUCCGCUGAAGAAAGUGUUGGAAAGCUUGCAAACAACACAUUUUCUCGCGAGCUCUGCAACGCCUGGUCCGGCUCUAGACAGCUCAAGCGAAAGAGCUAAGCAGUACAACAUUCAACUUGCUGCCGCUACCGGGGUUCCGUAUCCAAUUUACGACACUGAGAAUUCUGAGAGAACACCCUAUAACUCCGACGUCUCAGCCCUUGUCAGCAACUCGUUUCAACAUCCUCCUGAAAAGGUUACUCGUCCUUACGAACUGAGCAGAAAGGUGGAAGAAGUCGCUACUGGAAACAUGCCAGAAGUAACGGAAGUUCAGGAAAUGGAAGCCUUUGUCUACAGGCUUCCUCAGUAA
Messenger RNA from Sporothrix schenckii 1099-18, 1089 nucleotides. RefSeq lists its product as uncharacterized. The record is from RefSeq and is a predicted model, not a curated record. NCBI's taxonomy places the organism in Eukaryota, Fungi, Ascomycota, Sordariomycetes, Ophiostomatales, Ophiostomataceae. Bases 1 to 1089 code for a protein of 362 amino acids. The transcript is spliced from 5 exons.